UUUCUCCCUCUCUCUCUGUGUCUAGAGGAUAGUUUGGACUGUCUCCAGGAUGUCUCAGUAUUCAGGGAAGAUAGUGUUCUAUGAGGGGAAGUGUUUCACAGGCAGAAAGUUGGAGGUGUUUGGAGAAUGUGAUAACUUCCAAGACCGCGGCCUGCUGAACAGGGUCAACUCCAUCCGUGUGGAGAGUGGAGCCUGGGUCUGCUUUGACCACCCAGACUUCAAAGGUCAGCAGUACAUGCUGGAGAGAGGAGAGUACCCAGAGUUCCAGCGCUGGAACGCCCUCAACGAUCACAUGGGCUCCUGCAAGCCAAUCAAAAUGCAUGGAGAACACUACAGAAUACAGUUGUAUGAUGGUCCAGACUUUACCGGUCAGUGUGUGGAGCUGUGUGAGGACUGUCCCUUCCUCCAGAGCACCGGCCUCAGCAAGACCUGCGUCAACUCCAUUAAGGUCUAUGGAGAUGGAGCCUGGGUGCUGUACGAGGAGCCGAACUACCGCGGGCGCAUGUACAUCGUGGAGAGAGGAAGCUUCUGCAGCCACAUGGAAUGGCAGGCUGAAAACCCCAACAUCCAGUCCAUCCGCAGAGUGGCCAACUACUUCUAA
Molecule: messenger RNA, 601 nt
Organism: Colossoma macropomum (tambaqui)
Lineage: Eukaryota; Metazoa; Chordata; Actinopteri; Characiformes; Serrasalmidae
Gene: crygn1
Product: crystallin, gamma N1
Exons: 4
Coding region: 50-601 (183 amino acids)
Biological process (GO): lens development in camera-type eye; visual perception
Molecular function (GO): structural constituent of eye lens
Source: RefSeq, a predicted model, not a curated record